GCUCGUGUCAGUCCCGCUUGGCAUCAAGCGCUCCCCGUCACUGUGCAUGAGGCGAUGCGUGCGUGCGCCCUCCAAACGGCUUGGGCCCAGCAGUUCGAAGCAUCCGCGCAGACACAGCACACGAGCUUACGGUCAUUGCGAGUCCCGAUUCGAUCCUUUCGCCCUUGUUUCACCCUCCCUUAGUCUUGUGCAAUGUCGUACUUCUUUUCGACGCCGGUCGACAUCGACAUUGUGCUGGAAGAUGGCGAUGACAGGGCCAUGGUGGAUGUUCGGCAGGACAAGAACCGCAGAGAGAAGGUUCCCCUAUACAUGGAUGGCGAGUCCGUCAAGGGCGCAGUCACGGUCCGGCCGAAGGAUGGCAAGCGUUUAGAACACACAGGCAUCAAAGUGCAGUUCAUUGGCACCAUCGAGAUGUUCUUCGACCGCGGCAACCAUUAUGAGUUCCUGUCGCUGGGCCAGGAGCUGGCUGCUCCCGGCGAGCUCCAGCAUCCGCAGACCUUCCCCUUCAACUUCAAGAACGUGGAAAAGCAGUACGAGUCGUAUAACGGCAUCAACGUGCGUCUGCGGUACUUCAUCCGUGUGACGGUGUCGCGCCGCAUGGCCGACGUGGUCAGAGAGAAGGACAUCUGGGUCUACAGCUAUCGCAUACCGCCGGAGACAAACGCCUCCAUCAAGAUGGACGUCGGCAUCGAGGACUGCCUGCACAUCGAGUUCGAGUACUCAAAGUCCAAAUACCAUCUCAAGGACGUCAUCGUCGGCAGGAUCUACUUCCUACUCGUGCGCCUAAAGAUCAAGCACAUGGAGCUGUCCAUCAUCCGUCGAGAGACGACGGGGGCGCCACCAAACCAGUACAACGAGAGUGAGACGCUGGUUCGCUUCGAGAUCAUGGACGGUUCGCCCUCGCGAGGCGAGACUAUCCCGAUUCGGCUGUUCCUGGGCGGCUUCGACCUCACGCCAACAUUUCGAGAAGUCAAUAAACGCUUCUCAACCCGCUAUUACCUGAGCCUGGUUCUGAUAGACGAAGAUGCCCGCCGAUACUUCAAACAGUCCGAGAUUGUGCUUUACCGACAGGCCCCCGAGGGACUGACACCUCCGCCCCCUCAACAAUCCGAGCUCACUCCCGCUUGAGUGAGCGAGUAAGUAAGCGUGUGCGUGCCUGUGUGAGUUAGUGAGAGCGAUAAGCCAAGGCCGAUAUCUUUCACGCCGUCCAGGGUUGCGCAACGUCGCGCAAGACAUGUGGCAAUUUUGCACGCCGUUUUAGUCGGGUCUAUGCAAGGACUGCGCGCACGAUGUGCUCAACAUCUCCGGAUGAACGAUUUUGAAAAGGAGGUGCACAGCCGCGCCGGCAGCCUUGCGAGUCAAGAACCGCGUUGCGGCGUACCGGUGCACCUGACUUGCUUUCUGUACCAUAGUUGAAACCAACAAAGCACCCACUGUCAACUUUUGCAGCAUGGCGGUGCCCGCUUUCUCAUGCAC
Messenger RNA from Verruconis gallopava, 1476 nucleotides. RefSeq lists its product as uncharacterized. NCBI's taxonomy places the organism in Eukaryota, Fungi, Ascomycota, Dothideomycetes, Venturiales, Sympoventuriaceae. Gene Ontology annotation, biological process: retrograde transport, endosome to Golgi; intracellular protein transport. Gene Ontology annotation, cellular component: retromer complex; endosome. The record is from RefSeq and is a predicted model, not a curated record. Bases 193 to 1128 code for a protein of 311 amino acids. The transcript is spliced from 5 exons.